AACGGCCGGGCCGGAGCUGGGCCGCGGCUGCUGCGCGGAGUCCAGUUUCCUCCGGCCGCGGUGGGCGAGGGAGUCGUUCCCCUUCUCUUCCUCCGUCGGCGGCUCCGGGCGCAGCCAUGAGGCGCGCAGGGCUGGGCGAUGGAGGUAACUAUGGCUACACCAACAGUGGGUACAGUGUGUAUGAGGAAGAAAAUGACAGAUUAACAGAGAGCCUGCGUACCAAAGUCAGUGCCAUCAAAUCACUUUCCAUUGAAAUUGGAACAGAAGUCAAAAACCAAAAUAAGAUGUUAUCAGAAAUGGAAAAUGAUUUUGAGUCCACGGGGGGACUUCUAGGUGCAACUAUGAGCAGACUGAGAACACUCUCCAGAGGAAGCCAGACCAAGCUGUUGUGCUACAUGAUGCUCUUCUCCCUGUUUGUUUUUUUUGUCAUAUACUGGGUUAUUAAACUGAGGUGAUGCACGGUACCGCUUGCGUAAUGAAGGCCUUGAUCAGAAGGGGCUAAGCCACAGGGAAAUUGUUGUGGAUUGCAUUAAUGCAUUGGCUUAGAGAAUUUUCAUAAUGGAGCUGAAUUUUUUUUCCAUCAGCCCCUGUUUUGGGGGGGGAAUUAUUUGUAAAUCUGCCAGCAGUAUUACUGUCAUAAAUUCCUGGGUUUUUAAGGGGGAACUGAUUUAUGAAUACAGGCAACAGCAGCUCUUUGAAGGACUUGCAGGUUUGCAAGGCUUUCCUCUUUAAUUCUGCUUCCCAUUCUGGGCCAUGCUCUAAAUUAGAGCUCCAGAUGCAGGCAUAAGAUAAAUUCUAGGUUGCAGAAGCACAAAGAAUAUUUAGAUCUCUCUAAAGUGUUUUUUCUCUGGAUUUUUAAAAGGCUGGCCUGAAGCUAACAAAGAGUGGAACCCCAAGAAGUUCUUUUUGUGGCUAAUUGCUCUAGUAUAUGGGUUUAAGUAGCUUAAAAUCUGUGUUUUGGGGAGAAGUUACUUCAAACUGGAUUACUUUUUUUGUUUUCAUUUAAAUGUGAUAAUCCAUGUUCACACCUUGGCUCUUGUGAGCAAAUCAUAGAAACACAGAAUGGUUUUGUUUGGGAGGGACCUUCAAGAUCAACUUUUCCAACCCUCCUGCUAUAAGCAGGGACACCUUCUACCAGACCAGCUUGCUCAAGGCCCCAUCCAAUCUAGCCUUGAACACUGCAAGGCUUGGAGCUUCCACAGCUUCUCUGUGCAGCCUGUUCCAGUGCCUCACCACCCUCAUGGGGUAGGAUUGCCCCCUCAUGUCUCAUCUGAGCCUGGCUUCUUCCAGUUUGAAGCUUGUCCUGUCACUCCAUGCCUUUAUCAAAAGGCCUUCUUCAGGUCUGCUGGAGGCCCUAUUCAAAUCCUAGAAGGCUGCUUGCAGGUCUUCAUGUACCUUUCUCUUUUCCAGGCUGAACAAGCCAACUCUCUCAGCCUGCAUGGACACAGUACAAACAUUUUCUUUAUAUAUAAAGUAUCUAAAAUGAUUCCAUUGAAUCACCAGAACUUUUUUCCAUUCCUGUGUUUACUCUUCAAUCUGUGAUCCCUAAAUCUGCACUGCCUGAUGUCUGAGGUAAGGGAUUUGAAUUUUUAUAUUGAAGUAGAAGAUGCUGCACCCUUUGGAGGUGCUGUCAUUUGAAAGUGUUUUUAUUUUUGAAGACAGCUUUGGCUCACCAGUUUCUAAUAGUUGAAACUCUUACACUGUGCAGUUUAAUGUUCAAGAAACAACCUUGUCCUAGCUAUUGAAAUUCUCUCUGCAGGGUUCAAAAGACUUCUAGCAAUACUGUACAAUAUGUUGCCAUUAAUAACUAAUGAUCAACUGACAAAUAAACUCUCCUGUAGUAUUGCAGCUGGUGGUGGUCAUGGACAUUCUUUGCUCCUGUAGAAGACCAGGAUACUUUUUGGAAAUGGUGCUGCAUUUAAGGGGCUAUGCUUACAAUUGAUUCCUAAUGUCUAACCUCAAUCCAGCUUCUUCCAGUUUGAAGUCAUCACCCCUUGUCCUGUCACUCCAUGUUGCUGUCAAAAGUCCCUCUACAGCUCUCUUGGAGGCACACCAAUACUGGAAAGCUGCUAGUAGGGCUCUCUGGAGCCUUCUCAUCUCCAGGGUAAGCAACACCAACUUGCAGAGAAUCACAGAAUGUAAGGGAGGGAUUUGAAGAGACCUCGAAGGAGCAUCCAGUCCAACCCCCCUGCCAGAACAGGAUCACCUAGGACAUGUCACACAGAAACACAUACAGGUGGGUUUUGAAUGUCUCCAGAGGAGGCUCCACAGCCUCUCUGGGCAGCCUCCUCCAGGGCUCUGGCACCCUCACAGUGAAAAAGUUUUCAUUUCUGUUCCUGUGCCACCUCCUCUGCUCCAGCUUGCACCCAUUGCCCUUUGUCUUAUCAUUGGACAUCCCUGAGCAGAGCCUGGCUCCAUCCUCCUGACACUGCUCUGCACAUCUUUAUCAACACGAAUGAGGGUGCCCCUCAGGCUCCUCUGCUCCAAGCUAAAGAGAACCUCAGACUUUCAUCAGCAGGGAGAAGGUUCCACUCCCUCUCCUGCUAUCUCUGUAGCAGAGGUGCUCCAGUCCUUGGAUCAUUUUGGUGGCCUCCCCUGUAGCUGCUCUAACAGUUCCAUGUCCUUCUGGUGCUGGGGGCUCCAGACCUGGACACAGGACUCCAGGUAAGGUCUCAGAGGAAUAGAUUAGAUGGGGGGAAAUCACUUCUCUCAGGCUGCUGGGCAUGGUUGUGUGGUGGGCAGUAGUAAAAUAAGCAAUGUUGGCAUCAGCCACUUGUCUUCCCUGUUGGUUUUCCUAUGUAAGGGAAGCAUGACACUUGCAUAAUGCAAAAUGGCUCCACACAGACUGUGGAACAGUAAUUUCCAGCUGAUUGGAUCUUUUGUCUGUUAAAAGGUCUAAAAUACCUCUGCAAGUAAGAGAACAUUGAAGUGCCAGCACCAGGAUUGUCUUGAUGUGACAAUUGCUAGGCUUGUUGAACAGGCAGAGUAUUCCCAAGUGUCUGUGGCUUCCUUGCUCUGUUUCUUCAGUUAAGGGUUUUGUCUGGGUUCUUUUGUUGUUGUUCUCUAGAGAGGGCUAGAAAGGGGGAGAAAGUUCAACCACAAGGACUGUUUGAAGGCUCCAAACAACUUUCUAUAUGUUUAUUAGACAACACAAAGGGUU
Messenger RNA from Dryobates pubescens (Downy woodpecker), 3160 nucleotides. It is a transcript of the gene BET1, whose product is annotated as Bet1 golgi vesicular membrane trafficking protein. The transcript has 4 exons. The record is from RefSeq and is a predicted model, not a curated record. Gene Ontology annotation, biological process: vesicle fusion with Golgi apparatus; endoplasmic reticulum to Golgi vesicle-mediated transport. Lineage: Eukaryota; Metazoa; Chordata; Aves; Piciformes; Picidae. Bases 117 to 455 code for a protein of 112 amino acids. Gene Ontology annotation, molecular function: SNAP receptor activity. Gene Ontology annotation, cellular component: Golgi trans cisterna; SNARE complex.